CGGAUUGUAGAUUAGAUAAAUAAUUUGAGAGAAAACUUUAUAAGAAGAAAGAAAAAGACAUGAAUGUCUAAGAGGAAAAUCAGCAUGCACGUCACCACGUGUAGCAGUACCCAAACCGAGAGGCUAAUUACCAUGAACUGUUCCUAACGGAGUGCGGGAUACUUAACGCGUACGUCGCGAUGGAGGGUUCCGCGGCUACUGACGUGUUUACGGUGGCACGCGACGCGAUAGGCGAUAGCCGAUAAGUAAUUAAUAGGCAAGUAGUAUUAAUUGGCUAGGUAGAGUAGGCGAGGUCGAGGAAAAUCCUCAGUAGUAUAGUAUAUAGUACUGACGAGAUCGGCCCGGGGAGGCACGUGCUCGCGGCGAUCGAUCACAGAUUUCAUUCUUGUAUACAGUACGCGUUCAUGGAGGCCUUGGCGUCGUUCAUGGAUUUGGAGGGGCGGCCCCAUCAGCAUCGGUGGUCGAUGAGGAGGGGCGGCGGCCUCUUCUUCCCGCAGAUCAGCAGCGCUGCCGGAGAAUUAGGCUGGUCCAGCGAUAGCUCCACGGCUUCGAGCCCGGCGCCCUCGACGUUGUCGUCUUCUUGCAUGUCAUCCCCUUGGGGCGGCGGCAGCGGCCGCUGGUCAGCUUCUCCGGCUCCGGCGGCGUCAUCCGGGCUCCACCAGAUGGUCCGCGACAACUACACGCAAGGACUCAUCCGGGCGUUCGGCCGCCGCCGCCAUGACGAAGCUCUCCUCCACAAGUGGUUCUCGCAGCUGGACGUCGAGUGGGUUCUGCUCCUCCACGCCGGACAAAGAGAUCUAGACUCCUCCUCCGUCGAAGAUUUGAUGGCGUUGAUGGAGCGGUGGAUGAGAGCUCUCCUAAUCAUGGUGCAGGUCCUCUCCAUGACGCUGCUCGAGCUCCGAGACAGAAGGUCGUCGUCAUCACUCGCCGGCACCGACGACGACGAUGCCUUCCUGCUUCGCACAAAGGGAUCGGCAGGCAACAGGUCACCGGCACCGGAGCUGCCGGACUUCGUGUGCGUGCAGGAGGUUGUGCAGUUCGCGGAGGCGAGCAUCCUCAGGAUGCUGGCCUUCGUCGACGCCAUCACACUAGCCGCUCUCAACGACGACCACCGCCGCCGCCACCGGGAGCCGGAGAUGCUCCCGGGGAUGCUGUACCUCUACGACUGCUUCUCCGACGCCUCGCCAACCGUCCUCGCCUUCUUCAAAGAGGCAUCCGAUGUCCUCCGGCUCCGGCUCCGGGAAGAAUGAGGCGCGGCCGGGGCCGGCAUUUGACGACGCCAUCAAUGGCAUCUUCUCGCGGAAGAGGUCCAAGCUGAGUGAUGCUAUCUGGGGAAUGAUGGAGAAGGUUCGGGCAUCCUUCCUGAUGGACACCUUCUGGCAAGUCUCACCGGACGCAGCUGAUGAUGAACUACAUCGCACUUGUUUGGUGCAACGGAGACGUGCUCAAAUUCAUCCUACAGGAUCACCACUUCCGCUUGUUCAUCUCCGACACCGAGGGCUUCAACGCGGUGGUGAACCUAAUCACCGAUAUGAUCUCCUGCCUCAGGAGCAAGCUCGAGGAAGCAUCCCUUCUCAUCUCGGACCCGGGAUUGCGGUGCAUAUUCUUGCUCAACAAUUGGCAGCUUGUCUUGCGCCGCGUUGAAUCCAUGGACCUGCCAUCUUCGGCCCUGAUAGAAACAAGCAUGACACAGAGGUACAUAGAUACUUACCUCCAUGUCUCCUGGUCCCCUCUGCUGAGUUGCCUGUUCAUUGAAAACCCUUCUAUUAGUCUUGGAAAGACAAGAGCCGGCAAACCUUUCGGCUUUCGAAGAUACUUGUCACUUGAUAGGUUUGAGUCAGAAUUCCAAAGAACCUACACAAAUCACAAGUUUUGGAAGGUUCCAAACCCUGACCUUCGGCAGAGACUGCGUCAAGCCAUCGUCCAGAAAGUCGUCACACACUAUAGCAUGUAUCUAGAGGAGCGAGCAGCAAGGGGAAUGCACAAUCAACCGCCCAAGUCCACGCCCGAGCAGUUGAAGGAGUUGUUGGAUGAAUUAUUUGAAGGAUGAUGAUGAGUUCAAUGCAAUUGCUAUGGAAAAUUCACCUCAAUAACUUAGGCAUUUCAGUUGACUCUUUCUCACCAUUGGUUACGCGCUUAAAGGUUUGUGCUCUAGUCAACACUCACUCUAUGGUCGUCUUUUGGUGAUGAUGGUGACAGGCUAAUUUCCUGCCAAAAAAAAAAGUUUGAAUUUCACUUCAGACUUCUGGAAACUACUCCAAAAAAAAAAUUCACCCAGAUGCUAUACUUUGUAGUUUUAAUCUUUGCAUUACAAUUUCAUUAUCCUCUGUACAGAGUAUAUAUUAUAAUCGCUUUGCUUGUACUUUGGUUUUCUAGUGUGUGCCCGCAAAGUAAGAACUACUUCCUCCGUCAGUAACAAGUUGUAAAAUCCUAAAAAAUAACUUAAUUGAGAUGUUAGCUUAUCAA
Messenger RNA from Oryza sativa Japonica Group (Japanese rice), 2466 nucleotides. RefSeq lists its product as uncharacterized. Gene Ontology annotation, cellular component: exocyst. NCBI's taxonomy places the organism in Eukaryota, Viridiplantae, Streptophyta, Magnoliopsida, Poales, Poaceae. Gene Ontology annotation, biological process: exocytosis. The record is from RefSeq and is a predicted model, not a curated record.